This is a messenger RNA of Nerophis lumbriciformis (worm pipefish), 2801 nucleotides long. RefSeq lists its product as uncharacterized. The record is from RefSeq and is a predicted model, not a curated record. Gene Ontology annotation, molecular function: protein binding. Lineage: Eukaryota; Metazoa; Chordata; Actinopteri; Syngnathiformes; Syngnathidae.
GUCCUCUGGUUGGGGGGUUGUCAUGAUGUCAUAGAGGAUGUGCCGCGACAGUGCAAAUGUCACAAACACGGCGUCUUGUCACUGAUGUCCCCCAGGUCCUAGAUCCAGUUCAGUUCCACCUAUCACCCUACACACAUCACUGAAUUUAAACCUAUCACCCAUCACUGGAUCGGACUCCUCAUCCGUCAGUGGACUCAGACCUGUCAUCUGUCACUGGACUUUGAACCUGUCAUCCGUCACUGGACUCGGUCAUCAGUACACCAGGCCAGAUCACAGAAGAGGUUGAACCAUGGAGCUCAAUAAUUUAGUCGACAUGACCUCCACCCACUCGCCCUUCAUCGUUGGAACCAUCUCCAUCAUUACCUUCCUCAUCGUGAUCCACAUUCUUAAAAUCAUCUUCACUAUAAUGUCGGAUGGCAGCAUCAUUCCGUCUUGGAUGAAGAUAUACUUACCUUCUUUUUACCAUAGACUGGCUACAGACAACUUGAAGAAAAUUGAGUCUCUGCAAAAACAGCAUUUGGACAAGAUGAAGACCCUGGAAAAACAUCUGAACAAUCAGAUUGCAAAAACUGCAAACAACGAAAAGGAAAUUAAGACUCUGAAAGGGCGUCUGGACAAUCAGAUUGCAGAAACUGCAAAAAACAAAAAGGAAAUUGAGACUUUGGAAAACCAUCUGGACACAAUGAAAACCUUGGAAAAAGAACGUCUCGACAUGAUUAAAACUCUGGAAGAAGAACGUCUGGACAAGAUAAAGACUCUGGAAGGACGUCUAGACAAUAAGAUUGCAGAAGCUGCAAACAACAAAAAGGAAAUUGAGACUCUGAAAGAACGUCUGGACAAGACUCUUGAAGAUGAACGGCUGGACAAAAUGAAGACUUUGGAAGAAAAACGCCUGGACAAAAAGAAGACUCUGGAAGAACGCCUGGACAAAAUGAAGUAUCUGGAAGAACAUCUAGAAAAAAUGAAGAAUCUGGAAGAACGUCUGGACAGGAAGACUCUGGAAAAAGAACGUCUGGACACGAUGAAGAAUCUGGAAAAAGAAUGUCUAGACAAGAUGAAAACUCUGGAAGACCGUCCAGACAAUCAGAUUGCAGAAACUGCAAAAAACAAAAAGGAAAUUGAGACUCUGGAAAAACGUCUGGAAAUGAUGAAAACCCUUGAAGAACGUCGAGACAAGAUGAAAACCCUGGAAGAAUGUUUGGCCAAUCAGAUUGCAGAAGCUGCACACAACAAAAAGGAAAUGGAGACUCUAGAAGAACGUCUGGACAAGAUGAAAACCCUAGAAGAAGAACGUCAGGACAAGAUGAAGACCCUGGAAGAAGAACGUCUGGACAAGAUGAAGAGUCUGCAAGAAUCUUGCAAUCAGAUUACAGAAGCUGCACACAACAAAUUGGAAAUGGAGGACUUGGUUAAAGUGUUAGAUCUUGAUCAUUUUCUCACGCCACUUGUCGACAUGGUGAAGACUCUGGAGGAACGUCUGGACAAGAACGCAGCAGAAGAAGCCAACGCCGUGGUGGUGUUCUCAGCGGGGCUGGAAGGAAGAGCUGGGACCACUAAGGCCAGCAAUGGGGAUCAAAUACUGGUCUACAAUAAGAUGGUGAUCAACGUGGGUGGUGGCUAUGACGACAGCACAGGCAUUUUCAAAGUCCCCAUCAAGGGCCUCUACUUUGUCACCUUCACCUGUGGAAAAUGUUAUAAUUAUAAUAUGGGGGCAUGGGUGACGAAGAACAACCAUGACAAGCUGAUCUGUGUGUUUGACGACAAUAACGGUAACAGCAGAAUUACCAACAGCAUUGUGGUGGAAAUGGAGGUGGGAGACGACCUUCGGGUUUUCUUGGAGAAUGGUCACACCAUCCUUACCACUUGUAUACGCACCACCUUUAGCGUCUUUCUCAUCAAGCGCAUGUAGACAGGCUGGACUGGAUAGGGUGGACCAACAAAGGUAAAAACACAAGAAAACAAGAUGAAAAUCAUCAAGAACACAAAGGACUAAAGACAUUAAAAGAGCACUGAGUUGAUGCAACCAGCUGUGUCGUUUCUACAAAUAGCUACAAAAGUAAACAAUGAAAAACCAUAAAUAGAGCAGACAAACAACAAAACACAGCCAAAGAUGGGAACAGACCCAACAAAGGACUUCGUCCUAGGCUGCCCACUAGCCCCCGGCCAAUGUCCGGUCCGCAUACAUGCUUAUCUAUCCAGGACUCCCUGAAGCUCAGCCAUCAGCGCUUGUGCCGCAGGCCCGUCUCUUCGUCCGCAUCUCCCGUGCAAACAACACCAAGGACAAAUGGCUCCCCCGAGGCAGAUCCAAAAGUUGUUGCGCAGUCCCGAAGGAGCCCCAAUCAAAAGGCAAAAAAUACACAAAAGAGGAUACCUCAAGAACAUAAAAUUAACUCCUGCAGCCAGCAGCCACCACAGUGGUGCCCGCUGUCAGCGAGAUUAGCCCUGCUGGACACCUGCUGAGUUGCUUUUCUGCUCGGCACUCACAUCCUCUUCCUUGACUUUUUUAGUGAUUGUUACAUGUUUGUUCAAUAAGAACAAGGUGUGAUGCAAAAAAAUGGGAGGAGGGCAUGUAGCGAGUGAAGGACGUCGGCAAGCUGUCUGUCCUAAUUAACAUGUCAAAUACUGUUUGACUAUGUUAAUUACAGUUUGAAUUUUCUAAUUACAGUUUGACUUUGGUUGCUAUUUACUACUUGGCUUUGUUUGCUAAUUACAGCUUGAAUUUGGUUGUUAAUUACUGUGACUUUGUUUGCUAAUUGACUUUGUUUGUUAAUUACGGUUUGACUUUUGCUAAUAACGGUUUG